Messenger RNA from Trichomonas vaginalis G3, 663 nucleotides. RefSeq lists its product as uncharacterized. The record is from RefSeq and is a predicted model, not a curated record. The transcript has a single exon. NCBI's taxonomy places the organism in Eukaryota, Parabasalia, Trichomonadida, Trichomonadidae. Bases 1 to 663 code for a protein of 220 amino acids.
AUGACUGAAUGUCCAAAUUUUUUUAGAGGAAAGAAAAAUAUGUUCAAAACGGACAUGAAAGUCUUUGUAAUUGAUCAGAAUGGCUACGAUUUGCGUAAGGGCGUUAUCAAAUGUUUUGGUAAUAACGCGUGGACGAUAUUUUACCCAGAUACUAAGGAAGUUGAGGAUAUCAUAGACUCAAAUCGCGUUAUACCAUACAACAAAGACAACAAAGCUAUUUUCAAAGAGCAAAAAAUUAAGAGAAAAGAAAUUAGCGAGAUGAAAGACUCGAUUUUAAGUAAUCCGUCUAUUCAGGACACAAAAACGCAGGACAUAUCACGCAAUACUGAUCUCCCUCCUAAAAAACCUUACGAUAUUAGCGAUUUACUCAAUUUAACUCAUCCUCCAGUAAAUCUUAACAAAAAGCCUAUCGAAAAUACUACACAUAAAUCAGAUUAUGUCAAAGAACCAGAAGUUGUCGAUGUCAAGCACGAAAUCGAUAAAUCUCCGCCCAAAUAUUCAACCGAGGCUUCAUCUCCUAAUGAAUCUGAUGUUGAGGUCCAAAAGUUGAGCAGGAAAGAUGUUAUAACAGUAAACAUCAAUUCUUUACAGCCAACUUCAAUUGAAUUCAACACAAAUUUAUCGAAGACAACUACCACUUGGACUUUUAAGAUUACUUUCUAG